AUGCUUCGCGAGUUUCCUAGAGCACUCGCUAUUCUGCUUAUUCCACUCUUUCUGAUAUAUUCAUCUAUCUUUGCCUGUGUCAAGAACCGCCAUUCCAUCUCCCAAGUUCUCGCCGCGGGCGCAAUCUUCACACUCUGGUGCAGUCCACAUGCCGCCCCAGUAAACUGCGGCGCCGCGCGCGCUCUCCUUAACUUCCCAAUCGCAAUCGGCACCAUGAAGCUACUGGAUGUUCUCAUUCGCCGCGACAACCUCCCCGAGUACACCGCUGGCCCGAAACCCUCCGAUUCGAUAUUCGCCCUAAUCCUCCUAACUGAACUUCGCUACGAAUCGUUCUCACCUAAUUACGUCCGCCUACCAAAACACAUCAAACUGUUUUCAGAGCCUAUCCAGCUAUGCAUUCACGCAGCAGCGUUCGCGGUGCUCCAGUCACUCCCGCAAGUGCCCCCCGUCCUAGCCUACGAGAUCCUGCUUUCGCUCUACAUCAUCUUCACCUCAAUGCAGCUUCUCCUCCGCUACAAGAACUCGCCACCUCUCUUUGCGCCUCUGUAUCUCAUAGACAGCUUCUCCGGCUUCUGGGCGGAGACUUGGCAUAACUGCUUCACGGCCCCCUGCAUGACUCUAGCAUACAGCCCCAUCUACAAGCUCGUCCUCGCAUCGCGCCUCCCCAAAUCUGUCGCCAGGGUCGCGGGGGUACUGGCCUCCUUUUCCUUCAUGGCCAUCUUCCACAUGUACACCCUGGCGCCAUUGCUGUCGCAGGAAGGCGUCAAGCGGAUAGGCUUGUUCUUCGUUGUCAACGGAAUCGUCACCGUCAUCGAAGUAGCUGUCUGGGGAAAGAAGAGGCACUGGGUUCGAGCUGCGCUAUCGUGGAUUGGGGAGUUGGUUAUUGCCAGCUGGGUCGUGAUGGCCGUCCCGUUCGCGGAGGGCUUGAUGAACUUGGACUGGCGGGGGAUUUGCAGACCUAGAGAAUACAUGUGAGCCGGAACGGUUGCUUG
Molecule: messenger RNA, 992 nt
Organism: Mytilinidion resinicola
Lineage: Eukaryota; Fungi; Ascomycota; Dothideomycetes; Mytilinidiales; Mytilinidiaceae
Exons: 2
Coding region: 1-975 (324 amino acids)
Biological process (GO): lipid metabolic process
Source: RefSeq, a predicted model, not a curated record